Molecule: messenger RNA, 2719 nt
Organism: Pieris rapae (cabbage white)
Lineage: Eukaryota; Metazoa; Arthropoda; Insecta; Lepidoptera; Pieridae
Gene: stmA
Product: protein EFR3 homolog cmp44E
Exons: 20
Coding region: 75-2579 (834 amino acids)
Biological process (GO): protein localization to plasma membrane
Cellular component (GO): plasma membrane
Source: RefSeq, a predicted model, not a curated record
UAUAGAGGCUGUUUUAAGAAUUUACGUAAAAAGCUCAAAAAAAUUUUAUUGAGGUAAAAAAUAGGAGACAAAAAAUGUCUUUCGUAAAAUGUUGUUUUGAUGCUGGCGAAGGUCAUGACAUUCUGGAAUCAUUUGUGCAAAAAUGUACCGAUCCUGGCUGUUGCUGUGGCUGUUGCUCCGCACUCCGGCCAAGAUACAAGCGUCUGGUUGACAAUAUAUUCCCCGCGUUGCCACAGGAUGGCCUCGUCAAGUCAAAUAUGGAGAAGCUUACGUUCUAUUCGCUCUCCAGUCCGGAGAAACUCGAUAGGAUCGGAGACUACCUCUUUCAAAAGGCUUCGAGGGAUAUUUAUCGGCGCAGACAUGGGUUCGUGAUAAUAGCCAUGGAGGCAAUGGACCAGCUGCUCUUAGCCUGUCACUCGCAGACGCUCAACCUCUUCGUGGAGAGCUUCCUUAAAAUGGUGCAGAAGUUGCUGGAGUCCACAGACCCUCAACUACAGAUACUUGCGACGCAGAGCUUUGUCCGUUUCGCGAACAUAGAAGAGGAUACGCCAUCUUACCACCGUCGGUAUGACUUCUUCGUGUCCAAGUUCUCUGCCAUGUGUCAUAGCAAUCACACAGACAGACCCACACGAGAUAGUAUACGACUCGCCGGGAUAAGGGGAUUGCAGGGGGUGAUAAGGAAGACUGUGUCUGACGAUCUGGUGGAGAAUAUUUGGGAGGCUCAGCACAUGGAUAAGAUUGUGCCAUCGUUGUUAUAUAAUAUGCAGGGCGCAGAGAAAUACGAGACGGUGUCGUGUCUAGAGGCAGAGACCGACACGAGGGAAGGGAUAGAGGAACCGCCCAAACUGGCCGAAGCCUGUCUCCGGGAAUUGGUCGGGAGAGCCUCCUACGGGCACAUCCGAUCAGUCCUGCGGCCCGUACUUACGCAUUUCGAUCGCCAUGAGCUCUGGUUGCCUUGCGACUUCGCCGUUCACAUCUUCAAGAUUAUCAUGUUCUCUAUUCAGGCGCAGUACUCGUACAGCGUGGUGGAGGCCUUAAUGCAGCACUUGGACGCCAGCGGAGGGGGGUCAGGCACGCGUGUCCGCGCCGCUCGAGCCACAGUACUCAGCAAUAUCGUAGCUAUCGCUGCAGGUGAUAGUGUUGGUCCGUCGGUGCUGGAAAUAAUCAACAACCUCCUGACGAAUCUCCGUGCAUCAGUCGCUCGAGAUUCCGAAUUGUCAUUCCAGAAAGAGUCAGACGAGCGUCUCUACCAAGAGGCGUUGAUCAACGCGUUGGGCGAGUUCGCGGACCACUUGCCCGACUUCCAGAAGAUAGAUAUCAUGAUGUUCAUCGUCAGCAAAAUUCCCAGUGGUCGAGGGAAGCCCACCAAGGCCGAUUGUAUGCUCCAAAGCAUUCUGCUCAAGUCCUUGCUCAAGGUGGGAACGACGUACAAGACGACGGAGCUGAGUAAAGCCUUCCCCGCGGCGUUCCUCGAGGCCCUGCUGCGCGUGUCGAGUACCAGCGAGGCUCGCACCAGGGCCUUGCUGCAGAGGAUCCUUCACACGCUGCUCGACAGACGGGCGAACGCCCCCCUGCUCAUUGCGCCCACGGUGGACUAUGAAAAACUAGGCCUGACAGUGGAAAAAUGCUCCCGACCUGACCUGAUCUUCAUCAGCAAACACGGCUACGCUAUCUUCAGCUCGCUGUAUGAAGGGCUGCAACUCGAAUCGAACACGGCCGAGAACAUAUCGGCGAUAUACACGACCCUGUCUCUGCUCGCCAUCGAGCUGGCCUCCGAGGAGACCGUCUGCGACAUGCUUCAGCUCAUUCUGGCCAUCCAACAGUCGGCGAUAUCGAACCCAGUCCUGUCUACGGCUCAGCAGUGCCAGCUCCACGCCGUCACCGUUGCGUUGGCGGCCUUAGUGCCGCACGUGCUUGCUCUGCCGCCGCUCGGGGAUUAUAUUAAACAGAUAAUAGAGGCUCGCCGCGAAGAAGCCGCCCACAUGCUGCCGCCUCUCUCCGACGACUACGACGUGUCGCCCAACAAAUCGCCCAACAAGUUGCCCUACCUGAUGAUCGAUCAGAUGGCGCUGGGCGAGUGCCUGAAGGCGAGCGGCAUCGAGCCCAGCCGCCUGCAGAGCGCCUCCCCUUACUCCGGCGGCACAACCCUCGGCCUCGCCCACCGGCACAGCUGGGUGGAAGCCGGAGCGACCCAGGGUAGGGACAGCCUGGCAGACAUAUCCGCCGGACCCGUCACCGAACUCGACAGCGCCAAUAGUUCUCCAGGAGUGCAGAGGCAUCCCACGCAGAGCGAGAACGUGAGCCUGGAGGCGCUGCGGCGGGCGGCGAGCGGACCCAGCGACGCGGAGAGGAGAGACGCCGAGAGGCGGAAGGUCUCCCUCAACAACACCUUCCGAACUGCGCCCUUCGACCAUCUGCUGCACAUCACGCAGCCCAAGUACGAGAUCCAAGACAAGCUGGAAGAGAUCUUCAACUCCAUCUCCGAGGAGCCUCUUCUGCCCAUCGGAGCCGGCUCUCCCGCGGGCAAGACUCAGAACCAGCCUUACACCAAGUAUUUGACGGAGCUCUUUCUCUACUGAGGUGAACAAUAGAGUUGGCAGUUUCAUACUUUAAGGCCGUAGUGGACUUUUCUCGCAGUGUUUCAGAAAUUAAUAAUAAUAAAGGCUACGCAAAAAAAAGAAUACACAUACAAACGUUCAUGGUUUCAAAGAUUUCAUAA